Messenger RNA from Salvelinus sp. IW2-2015, 656 nucleotides. It is a transcript of the gene anapc13, whose product is annotated as anaphase promoting complex subunit 13. Lineage: Eukaryota; Metazoa; Chordata; Actinopteri; Salmoniformes; Salmonidae. Gene Ontology annotation, cellular component: anaphase-promoting complex. The record is from RefSeq and is a predicted model, not a curated record. Gene Ontology annotation, biological process: protein K11-linked ubiquitination.
UGGAAACCCGUGAACACGGCACUUAUCCCUCUCCUGAAGAACAUGACGUCAAAAUACUGCGACUCAUUUGAAUCGCAGGUUUUAAGGAUUUAAGCAAGGCUUUGUUUGGCUAGCACUACUAGCAGGCAACCAAAACAUCCAGAGAUGGACAGUGAAGUUCAAAGAGAUGGCAGGGUUCUUGACCUUACAGAUGAUGCUUGGAGGGAAGACCGUCUACCUUAUGAAGAUGUCACUAUUCCGUUGAGUGAACUGCCUGAAGCUGAGCAAGAUAAUGGAGGAUCAACAGAGUCUGUGAAAGAACAAGAAAUGAAGUGGUCAGAUUUGGCUCUACAGAGUCUGCACGAGAAUACACCUAACACUGGGACUUAGCUACUCUGUGAAUGGAUAUGGUGCCCAAUCCAAUGUACCUGUGGUUGAAUUUAUCUGUAAUUUCCUCUAGUCUUACAAUGGUCAAAAGAAAAWCAUUGUGGUAUUCUCAUUCAUGUAAAAGACCACCCCUCUCUCAAACCCACAAUUUGUCUUGCAGUUCAAUAACUYAACCUGGAGUGAAGCAUCCUUGGACUAUUUGUAGAUUUUCUUAUUGGUCCGACAGAAAUAGAAUGUCUGAAAACUGAGUAUAUGCAAUGAAGCAAAAAUAAACAUAACAUUUCAUACAU